Blepharisma stoltei is the source of this 369-nucleotide messenger RNA. Lineage: Eukaryota; Ciliophora; Heterotrichea; Heterotrichida; Blepharismidae. The record is from the annotation of a GenBank genome assembly.
AUGAUUAGAGAUUUAAUAUUAAGAUUGCUCAAUAGUGAUCCAAGGUCCUCAGAAGUGUGGAACGAGCAAGCAUUAAGUGAAUCAGAAAGUUUCCAAAUAGACCAAAUUGUAAAUUCUCUUCUUCUGCAGCCUUCUGAAGUUCAAGAUUUGCAAAGCCAAUACGAUUUUUACUAUAUCGGAUCAAUGCUUGACUACCAUAGCAUGGUUAAUGAAGAUUUUUUGAAGUCGCUAGAAGCGUGUUUACCAGAUCUUGCAAGCUUGAUCAUAAAAUUAACAUCUGUUAGAGACGAAUGCUGUAUAGAUGCAUUAAUAAAGAUUCUUACUCUCUCUUACUUAGCUGCAAAAAUAAACAUUUCAAUUUUUGAUUAA